Caenorhabditis bovis is the source of this 339-nucleotide messenger RNA. The record is from the annotation of a GenBank genome assembly. NCBI's taxonomy places the organism in Eukaryota, Metazoa, Nematoda, Chromadorea, Rhabditida, Rhabditidae.
AUGCGCGCCAUCUACUGGCUGCUUCUCGACGCCAUCGUCACGACACUCCAAAUCGGAUUCCCUCUGGAUCCGUGCCCAUUUUCUGAUCUCCUCAAAUUGCGCUUCUACUUGUCAUGCAUUAUGGUCACUCUCGCUCACGUCAUCGUCUAUCAUGAGCCGAAACGCACGACGCUUCUCGUGAGCACCAUCAUGAAAUUGUUCGCGUUGCGCCUCCCGCCAACCGCCAUCGUCACCGUCAACACCUAUUUCCAUCUAUUGCUGAUUCUCAUCCGCUGGCUGAUUGUGGCGCCGAUUGCCGGCGAAGCGCAACGCGAAUCGCGAUCGACCACCUCAUCGUGA